CGUGGAGUUUGGGGCUCUUGCUGGAUUUCCCCACCCGUUUGUAACUUUGUCCUUGUGGCAGUUUUGUGGGCAGAGUUGGGCACCCAGCCAAGACUGCUCCUUGCACUGCAGGGUCUGUGGGGAUAUGUUCUGCUGAUACCUUUGGAAUUUACUUCAUGAAAAUUGACUGAAGCAGAAAUGCAUCCCGGAUUUGGGAAUUCUUCCAGGCUGCGUGUGAGGGAAUCAUUGGUUUGAUCUUUGUUAGCAGAGUGGCUUGGAUGGCAGCGGGUGUGUGUGUGUGUGUGCGCUAAUUUCCUGCAGGAGAGAGAAUUGCAGCUCCUACUUCACCAAGGCUCUUCCCUGAAGGAGAAUCCCUAUCCCAGGGACCCACAAGGCUGCAGGUUUCCCUGAAGAAUGACUUGUUCAGGCAGUGGAGCUGCUGCUUCUGGGACUUCCUGAUGGGCAGGGUUUUUAUGGCAUUUCCACCAGUUUUUCUUGAGCUAAAUACCAAGAGACUCGAGACUUUCCCCCCUUUUCUGGCUCAGUGAUUUCCUUCUCCAGUGAAUAUGGCAAAGAUUUAAAGGGGCAGGACGGAGGCAGCAUGACUUGCAGCUGCAGCUUCCCUGCAUCUGCCACCAGCAUCCAGCCAAUAUCUUGAUGCUCAACAUUUCUGCUUUACAAAUAUGAUGAAAUGGCAGCCCCGGAAGAAGGUACACAGCAAGCAGAGAAAAGGGAUAAAACAACAAAAGGCCUGUACACCUUACCCAAAACUUGCAAGAAAAGAAUAAAGUUUAGGCGUACUUCCGACAGGGUGUUGCCCUUCAGUACCUUGGACGCCAUGCAGACGCACUGGCAGCAUUUGCAUCUGGGCUGGCUCAGGAUCCCAAGAGUCUGCAGCUUCUUGUUGGGAUGGUGGAAGCCGCCAUGAAAUCCCCCAUGCGAGAGUCACUCGAGCCAACUUAUCAGCAACUUCAGAAGAUGAAGCUGGACAAGAGCCCCUUUGUGGUGGUAUCGGUGGUUGGCCAGGAGCUCCUGACUGCAGGCCACCAUGGUGCCUCUGUGGUUGUGUUAGAAGCUGCCCUGAAGAUCGGCACUUGCAGCCUGAAGCUAAGGGGAUCCGUGUUCUCUGCUCUGAGCAGUGCUUACUGGUCUCUUGGGAACACAGAGAAAAGCACCGGAUACAUGCAGCAGGACUUGGAUGUAGCCAAGACAUUAGGUGACCAGACGGGAGAAUGCCGAGCUCAUGGGAAUCUGGGCUCCGCAUUCUUCUCCAAAGGAAAUUACCGGGAGGCCCUUACUAACCACAGACAUCAGCUGGUGCUCGCCAUGAAACUCAAGGACAGAGAGGCAGCUUCCUCAGCUCUGAGCAGCCUGGGCCAUGUGUAUACAGCCAUUGGCGAUUACCCCAAUGCACUGGCUAGUCACAAGCAGUGUGUCCUCCUUGCGAAGCAAUCCAAAGACGAGCUCUCGGAGGCCCGCGAGCUGGGGAACAUGGGGGCAGUGUACAUUGCUAUGGGGGACUUUGAGAACGCGGUGCAGUGCCACGAGCAGCACCUGAAGAUUGCCAAGGAGCUGGGGAACAAGCGGGAGGAGGCGCGAGCCUAUAGCAACCUGGGCAGCGCCUACCACUACCGGAGGAACUUCGACAAGGCCAUGUCCUACCACAAUUAUGUGCUGGAGCUGGCCCAGGAGCUGGCCGAGAAAGCCAUUGAGAUGCGGGCCUAUGCUGGCCUGGGCCAUGCUGCCAGGUGUAUGCAAGACCUGGAGAGGGCCAAGCAGUACCAUGAAGAACAGCUGGGCAUUGCUGAGAGCCUGCAGGACCGAGCCGCUGAGGGCAGAGCCUCUUCCAAUCUAGGGAUCAUUCACCAGAUGAAAGGCGACUAUGACUCUGCUCUGAAACUCCACAAGACUCACCUGUCCAUCGCCCAGGAACUGAAUGACUAUGGUGCUCAGGGCAGGGCCUACGGCAACAUGGGCAAUGCAUACAAUGCCCUGGGCAUGUAUGACCACGCUGUGAAAUACCACCGGCAGGAGCUGCAGAUUUCUAUGGAAGUGAACGAUCGGGCCUCGCAGGCAUCCACCCACGGGAACUUAGCAGUGGCCUAUCAGGCCUUAGGCGCCCAUGACCGGGCCCUGCAGCACUACCAAAACCACCUCAACAUCGCCCGGGAGCUGCGGGACAUACAGAGCGAGGCCCGGGCCCUCAGCAACCUGGGCAACUUCCAUUGUUCGCGAGGAGAGUACGCGCAGGCAGCCCCUUACUAUGAGCAAUACCUGCGCCUGUCCCCUGAGCUGCAGGACAUGGAGGGGGAGGGGAAAGUUUGCCACAACCUUGGCUAUGCCCAUUACUGCCUUGGAAACUAUGAGGAGGCUGUGAAGUACUACGAGCAGGAUCUCGCCUUGGCAAAGGAUCUACAUGACAAGCUGAGCCAAGCCAAGGCCUACUGCAACCUGGGCCUGGCGUUCAAGGCCUUAAUGGACUUCAGCAAAGCCGAGGAGUGCCAGAAGUACCUGCUGUCUCUGGCCCAGUCUCUGAACAAUUCCCAAGCCAAAUUCCGGGCUCUUGGGAACCUGGGGGAUAUUUUUGUAUGUAAAAAAGAUGUAAAUGGUGCAAUAAAAUCCUAUGAGCAGCAGCUGAGUUUAGCUCAUCAUGUCAAAGACCGGAGAUUGGAGGCCAGCGCCUAUGCAGCCUUGGGUUCUGCCUACAAGAUGAUACAGAAAUAUGACAAGGCCUUGGGGUACCAUACACAGCAACUGGAGGUUUACCAGGAACUAGGGGAUGUGCCGGGUGAAUGCAGAGCUCAUGGCCACCUUGCUGCAGUGUACAUGUGCCUUGGGAAGUACACCAUGGCAUUCAAGUGUUACGAAGAACAGCUGGAACUUGGACAGAAGCUGAAGGACCCCAGUAUAGAGGCCCAAGUCUAUGGCAACAUGGGCAUCACCAAGAUGAACAUGAAUGUUAUGGAGGAAGCUAUUGGGUACUUUGAGCAGCAGCUGGCCAUGCUACAGCAGCUGAGCGGAAACGAAGCUGUGCUGGACAGAGGCCGGGCAUACGGAAACCUGGGGGAUUGUUAUGAGGCUCUAGGAGAUUAUGAAGAAGCCAUAAAGUAUUAUGAACAGUACUUAUCUGUAGCUCAGAGUUUAAAUCGCAUGCAAGACCAGGCGAAGGCCUAUCGGGGCCUGGGAAAUGGGCACAGGGCAAUGGGAAGUUUGCAGCAGGCUCUCGUGUGCUUUGAAAAGAGGCUAGUGGUGGCCCAUGAGCUCGGGGAGGCGUUCAACAAAGCCCAAGCCUAUGGGGAGCUGGGGAGUCUGCACAGCCAAUUAGGAAAUUAUGAGCAAGCCAUCUCCUGCCUGGAACGGCAGCUCAACAUCGCCCGAGAAAUGAAGGACCGGUCUUUGGAGAGCGACGCAGCCUGUGGCCUGGGGGGAGUCUAUCAGCUAAUGGGCGAAUACGACACGGCACUGCAGUACCACCAGCUGGACCUGCAGAUUGCCGAAGAGACCAACAAUCCCACCUGCCAGGGCAGGGCCUAUGGGAAUCUGGGAUUAACGUACGAGUCGCUGGGCACCUAUGAGAGGGCAGUGGUUUAUCAGGAGCAACAUCUCAGCAUUGCAGCUCAAAUGAAUGACUUGGUGGCCAAAACCGUGUCCUACAGCAGCCUUGGGAGGACACACCAUGCCUUGCAGAACUACUCUCAGGCUGUGAUGUACUUGCAGGAAGGACUGAGACUGGCAGAACAGCUGGGGCGUAGAGAAGAUGAAGCUAAAAUCCGCCAUGGCCUGGGCCUCUCCCUCUGGGCUAGUGGGAACCUGGAGGAGGCCCAGCACCAGCUCUAUAGGGCGUCAGCACUGUUUGAAACCAUCCGCCACGAGGUGCAGCUGAGCACCGACUACAAGCUAUCGCUCUUCGACCUGCAGACAUCAUCCUACCAGGCCCUGCAGCAAGUGCUCGUCAGCCUUGGCCACCAUGACGAAGCCCUGGCUGUGGCAGAAAGGGGAAGAACGAGAGCGUUCGCUGACUUGCUGGUGGAACGUCAGACUGGACAGCAGGACUCUGACCCCUAUUCCCCCGUCACCAUUGACCAGGUUCUGGAGACUGUGAAUGGCCAGAGGGGACUUGUUCUCUACUACUCACUGGCUGCCGGCUAUCUGUACAGCUGGUUGCUUGCUCCUGGGGCAGGAAUUCUGAAGUUUCAUGAAUACUAUCUGGGUGACAGCAUGGCAGAGAAUGCCGGGGACAUCCAUGAAGCAAGCAGCAUGGGCUUCCAAACGGUUACUAAUUCAGCACUGGAGCUCUACAUCUCAAGUGUACGAGAGGCACUGGGCGUGGAUUCCUACUAUACCCGCGCCUGCGCCAGCAGCGAGACAGAGAGUGAAGCUGGGGACAUCAUGGACCAGCAGUUUGAGGAGAUGAACAAUAAGCUGAACUCAGUAACUGAUCCAACCGGCUUCCUGCGAAUGGUCAGCAGGAAUAACCUCUUCAACAGGAGCUGUCAGAGCAUGACCAGUCUGUUCAGCAGCACCAUGUGCCCUGCUAAGGAUGGAACAUCCUCUCUUCCUAGGAGGCAGAGCACCUUCUCCAAACCCCCGCUACGUGCGCUCUACGACCUGUUGAUAGGGCCCAUGGAAGGGGGUCUGAUGCAUUCCAGUGGUCCAGUCGGCCGCCAUCGCCAGCUGAUACUAGUUCUAGAGGGAGAACUGUACCUUAUCCCCUUCGCUCUCCUGAAAGGAAGUUCCUCGAAUGAGUACCUCUACGAGCGCUUCAGCCUCGUCGCAGUACCAUCUAUCCAGUCACUGAACCCCAACUCCAAGUCCCUUUUGAAGAAGAAUGCUCCUGCUUAUUCCAGUUCUACCUCAAUGGCAGCUGUCAUAGGAAAUCCCAAACUCCCUGCAGCAGUGAUGGACAGAUGGCUUUGGGGGCCUAUGCCCUCUGCAGAAGAGGAGGCCUAUAUGGUAUCUGAAUUACUUGGCUGCCAGCCUCUGGUUGGCAACGUGGCAACGAAAGAGAGGGUCAUGAGCGCACUCACUCAGGCAGAGUGUGUCCAUUUUGCAACCCAUGUUUCCUGGAAGCUGGCUGCCUUGGUCCUAACGCCCAACACUGAUAGUAACCCAGCCAGUAGCAAGAGCUCCUUUGGGAAUCCCUACACAAUUCCAGAAUCCCUCCGGAUGCAGGAUGAUGCCAGUGAUGUGGAGAGUAUCUCAGACUGCCCUCCUCUCCAGGAGUUCCUGCUCACAGCAGCCGACGUUCUGGAUCUGCGGCUUCCUGUCAAAUUAGUGGUUCUCGGCUCCUACCAAGAGUCCAACAGCAAAGUCACUGCUGAUGGGGUCGUUGGCUUGACACGGGCAUUCCUGGCUGCUGGGGCUCAGUGUGUCCUGGUGUCACUCUGGCCUGUUCCUGUGGCCGCUUCCAAAAUGUUUGUGCAUGCCUUCUAUGCCUCCCUCCUUAAUGGAAUGAAAGCCAGCGCAGCCCUCGGCGAGGCCAUGAAAACCGUGCAGAGCAGCAAGCAGUUCUCCCAUCCAUCCAACUGGGCAGGCUUCAUGCUCAUUGGGAGUGAUGUGAAGCUGAACAGCCCUUCCUCGCUAAUUGGACAGGCCCUGACAGAGAUUCUGCAGCACCCGGAGAGAGCACGAGAUGCCCUGAGAGUCUUGUUACAUCUGGUGGAGAAGUCGCUGCAGCGAAUCCAGAACGGGCAGCACAAUUCCAUGUACACUUCUCAGCAGAGUGUGGAGAAUAAAGUUGGCGGCAUUCCAGGCUGGCAGGCAUUACUCACUGCUGUGGGGUUUCGACUUGACCCUCCUGCGAGUGGUCUUCCAGCUGCAGUUUUCUUCCCAACUUCAGACCCCGGUGAACGGCUACAGCAAUGCAGCACCACCAUCCAGUCCCUCCUAGGUUUGCCUAACCCGGCACUUCAGGCACUUUGCAAACUUAUUACUGCUUCAGAGACUGGAGAACAGCUUAUCAACCGGGCUGUUAAAAAUAUGGUGGGAAUGCUACAUCAGGUCUUGGUUCAACUCCAAGCAGGAGAGAAGGAGCAGGAUUUCUCCUCUGCACCGAUCCAGGUCUCCAUCAGUGUCCAGCUCUGGAGGCUUCCUGGCUGCCACGAGUUUCUGGCAGCCUUAGGUUUUGACCUUUGUGAAGUUGGGCAGGAGGAGGUGAUACUGAAAACUGGGAAACAAGCUAAUAGGAGGACCAUGCACUUUGCUCUCCAGUCCCUGCUGGCACUUUUUGAUUCUACAGAGUUACCCAAACGUCUUAGCCUGGACAGUUCCUCAUCACUGGAAUCACUGGCUUCUGCUCAGUCCAUUUCCAACCCAAUGCCUUUGGGAUAUCAGAACCCUCCCUUCUCUCCUACUUGUCCAGACAGUAUUGCGUCAGACGCCAUUUCUGUGUACAGCCUGAGCUCUAUCGCUUCUUCAAUGAGUUUUGUUUCCAAGCCAGAGAGCACAUCAGAAGGUGCAGGGCACAGGGGGCGACAGGACUAUGAAAGGCCUAAGAAUGUCUAUCCGCAAAGGUCCUCUGUGCCACGGAGCCAACUGUCUCCACAGACCAAUGCUGCAGCCAGCAAAGACAAUGAGGAGUAUGAAGGAUUUUCUAUCAUUAGCAAUGAGCCUAUGGCAACUUAUCAAGAAAAUAUAAAAACAAGAUUUUCCCCUGAUCACAAACAAUCCAAAACUGGUCAAUCUGGAGGGAUUAAAGUUUCUGUCAGUUCCAAAGGGAGCAUAAGUACCCCAAAUUCCCCUGUUAAAAUGACUCUUAUUCCCAGUCCGAACUCACCUUUCCAAAAAGUUGGAAAACUUGCAAGUUCUGAUACUGGAGAAUCUGACCAAUCUAGCACUGAAACUGACAGCACUGUCAAAUCCCAAGAGGAGAACAACCCAAAGCUCGAUCCACAAGAGUUGGCCCAGAAAAUUCUGGAGGAGACUCAAAGUCACCUUAUUGCUGUUGAACGUCUUCAAAGAAGCGGCAGUCAGAUGAACAAGAAGAAGAACUCGGAAGAUGGAGCAGCAGCUGGUGCUUCUGUAUUCAGAGCCUCAGAGACCAGCGCAUUCAGUAGGCCACUGAGCUCUAGUCAGAGGAGUCAUCCUUCACCAGUUACAAUUAAACCAAAGCCUCCAACAAGGAGCUCAUCCCUUCAGAAAGUGAGUUCCGGAUAUAACAGCCCCACAACGUCGGAGAUGUCCAACAAAGACGGCACAGGCCCAUACAGUGGGCAGCCUUCUCCGAAUUCUGACUCUCAUGGCUCGUUAACUGAACACCCUCACUUUAAACUCAAGUACCCUAGCUCUCCUUACAGCGCUCAUAUUUCUAAAUCUCCCAGAAAUAUCUCCCCAAGCUCAGGGCAUCAGUCUCCUGUGGGCAGCACCCCCUCUCCUGCUCUCUCUUACUCCUCAGCUGGGUCUGCUCGCUCCAGCCCAGCUGAUGCCCCAGAUAUAGACAAAUUAAAAAUGGCUGCCAUCGAUGAAAAGGUGCAGGCCAUCCACAACCUGAAAAUGUUUUGGCAGAGCACUCCCCAACAUUCCACAGGCCCUAUGAAGAUUUUCCGAGGAGCUCCUGGAACAAUGACUGCUAAGAGAGAUGUUCUCAGCUUGCUAAACUUAUCUCCACGGCACAGCAAAGAUGAAAGUGCAGACAAGCUGGAACUUAAGGAGUUGUCUAUUCAGCAACACCUUGCUUCUCCACAAAAGAACCCUCCAAAUGGACACAGGCGCCCUGAAACUACCAAUGCAGUGACUUCAUCCCAUUCUCCACCUUCCAAUAGCAUUCCGGGAACAGUACGCCCCUUGAGGCUGCCAUCUGGGAAUGGUUAUAAAUUUUUGUCACCAGGGAGAUUUUUCCCUUCCUCCAAAUGUUGAAAUGUCUUUUAUACCAGUUGAUUCAACUUGCAAUCACAUAAAGGUUCUCAGUAUUUGCUUCUACCCACUUGCCUUGAUCAAUACAAAACCACAGAAUAUUACCCGAGAAGCCAUGGUCACACCCAUGAUUAGCAGUGCAGAGUAAUGAGACAAAUUAGCCUGGCGCAGUGCAUUACAGUGUAUGACAAGGGCCUUAUGCAAAUAGGUUUCAAUUCCUCUUGUCAGUACUUUGGCCAGACGCACCUGAUGACAGUUUUGUGUAGCAUUCACAGCUAGUUCUGUGCAGCAGCAAAUUCAAUUAAUCUGUAUGUCUGUUCACAAAAUGUUAGCCUUUAAACCACCUACAUGUAUUUCUUAUCCUGAAAGGAUGUUUACAGUUGGAUUUUUAUACAGAAUUUAUACAUAUCCAGGGAUUGGGGAAGGAGGCGAGACGAGGCAAAUCUUCCAUUUUGUGCCACAAGGAUAAUGCACACAGAGCAGAAGUACAAGCCAUUGCUUUUAUGCUUCCAGGGGCUGCGCAGGGGGAGUAGAUGAUAAUGUAACUAGGUGAAAUUGCUGUUAGUCAAAUGUAAGCAGAUGUGAGAAAACGCUAGCAAUGUACAACUCCCUGGCAACAUUGCCAACACAUCAUUCUGGUGCUGUGCUGGCGACAUGCUGAUCAAGUAGAAAGGGAUGUUCCAUUCUUAAUUCCACUUUCAGUUAACUUUUUCUGAAGAAAUGCCUUUUAGGCUGAAAUUUCCAUUGAUUGGUCUGACCCCAAAAGAACAUUUUGGUAAGUAAUGAACAAAAUCCCAUAUCUGAGUAGCGUGAGAGUGACAGAUAAAGUUCUGGUUUUACAGAGUGGUACCUUUGUUGCACGUAAUUUUACAAGGGUACUUUUUUCAUAUUGGCAGGUAGCUGGUCAGCACAGAACUUCUCUGUUUAACUCUGAAAAUGAGAGGCAGAUGCACAGUGAAUGUGAGAGAGGGUUACGCAGUGUGCAGCUCCUCAGCAUGCAGAAAUCGGAUAUUGACGUGUGAUCUAGUGAUCACGUGUUCAAGGAGCUCUCUCCAUUACUGUUAGAUCUUCCCAAGCCUCUUCCCAUGGAGAAUUCCACAAUCCCUUUCCCUGUUAUGUUGCUUUCAGGGCCAAUAUAUGCAAAUUAAAUAGGUGUGUGUCUCUGUGCAAACAGACCGCACGUGGGAUGGAAAGUUCAAACUGACUGCACAUUAAAAUCUAUGCACCUGGGUCUGUUAACGCCUUCUCCCUGGGCCCCGUGGGAAAGCCAGGAGCACUCCUGCAGCUAGGAGGGGAGACAGGCUGGGCAACAGCCAUCACAUAAUGAGGCGGAGCUAAGGCAAUUGGGAAUCAGGCUGGGACACUUGUGGUUUUUAAAGAAGGUCAUUAAAUAGAAACCACAGAAUUAAUGUAACGAAGACCGAAUUUACGUGCACUGAAACCAGGACAUACACAGCAACAUGAACUCAGCCGCACUGCAUCUAUAGCUCAAAGCAAAGUAUUACACAGGCAAUGUGCUGUGAGAAUCUUAGAGCAAGGAACAAAGUGAAGUUACCUGGCUUCUGCUCUAGACUCUCCCCAAUUCACUGUGAAACUGAACUAGUCACUUCACCCCUCUGUGCCUGAGCGCCCCCAUCUGUCAAAUGGGGGUAGUAAUACCUACCUACCUACCUCACAGGGGUGUUGUGAGGCUUAAUUAAUUAGGCCUCGAUUUUUAGUUCGAUUUCAGCUCAGCUCCUGGUGUUGUGCUCUGUAGUAGAGGCCUAUCUACAUGAAUUGUGGGUGCAAUCAAAUGGCUGGGCAUAGCUGUAGAUGCAUAAAAUUGUGUCACCCAGCCCCCUUUUGAAGCUCUAGGUCUUAACAUUUGUGAUGCUCUUUGAAAACCUGGAUGAAAGGUGCUAUAGCAGUACAAAGCAUUAAAUUCUCCCAAUUUAACAUUACAUGGCUGUAAUAUAAAAUACUGGCCUUGAUUAGCAUUUAAAACCCCUAUGGUUUGGAGAGGAAUGUUUCACAACUGCACAAGAAACUAAAUGCAAGCACUAAGAAACAAUCACAACUGCAAGAAACUAAAUGCAAGCACUACAGAUACCAUAUGUCAGGGGAUGUGCAUGCAGACAGUUAAUAGAGAGAGGGAUGAUCAUGAAACUUUCAGUGCAAAAGACCAGGAAGAGCUUAAUGCUCCAUUACACAUAUUAGAAAAUGUGGCAGAACAGUAAGCUAAAUCUACUACACUUCUUACUAGAUGCAAAUUAUUUGGCUGUUGCAUUACAGCUUCCUAUGUGGGUGAUGUAAUAUAUUUUAUUGGCCCAACUUCUGUUGGUGAGAGAGAGAAGCUUUUUAGCUUCACAGAGUUCUUCCUCGAGUCUGGGAAAGGUAUGAAAGCCAGAUCUACGCUACAGACCUAUAUUGGUAUAACUACCUCACACAGGGGUGUGAAAAACCCACCCCCCUGAAGACAUAGGCCUUGGCUACACUGGCGUUGUACAGCGCUGCAACUUGCUGCGCUCAGGGGUGUGAAAACGCCUCCCCCCCCCGAGCGCAGCGAGCACCGCGCUGCAAAGCGCCAGUGUAAUCAGAGCCUGCAGCGCUGCACACUCGCUCGCAGCGCUGCAAGCUAUUCCCCUCGGAGAGGUGGAGUACAGACAGUGGCACGACUACACUCGCGCUUCACAGCGUUGCCAUGGCAGCGCUGGGAAGUCCUGAGUGUAGCCAAGUCUAUAGUUAGACCAACCUAAAAUCCCGCCCCCUUAUAGACAGUACUAUGUUGAUGGGAGAGCUUCUCCUAUUGACAGAGCUACCACCUCUCGGAGGUGGAUUAACUGUGCAGACGCUUCUCCUGUCAGUGUAGGAGCAUCUUCACUUAAGCGCUACAGCAGCACAGUUGCAGUGUUUUAAGUGCAGACCUAAGAGGAUGACAGCUAAAUACAAGAUUGACUAGAUAGUUUAGCAUAAGUAAUGUGCACAUAUUUUAAGGUACUGUUCAUGGUGAAGUGGCCCAUUAACAACCCUUCCAUCAUAGCACAAAAAGGGGGGGUUAGUGGGUUACAGAUGGUUGUAAUAAGCCAUAAAUCCAAUGUCUCUGAUCAGUCCAGGAUUUUUAGUGUCUAGCAAAGUUAUGAAUUUAAUCUUCCAGGCUUGUCUUUUGAAAAUGUUGUGCAGGUUUCCUUUGAAGAUGAGGACUGAUAGGUCAGAUAUAGAGUGAUCCCUUUGAAAAGUGUUCACCCACAGGUGACAGGGUUUUUUUGUCCUUUAUCAUUUUCCUGUGUGAGUUCAUUGAGGAACAUAGUGAUUUUCUGGUUUCAUCCACGUAGUUGUAAUUGUUAUUAAGGCAUUUAUAAGGUAAUUCAAAAGACAAGCCUGGGACCUUAAAUUCAUGACAUUCCUAGAUACUGAAAAUACUGGUCUUAGACACUGGAUUUGUGGCUUAUUACAACUAUCUGUAACCAGACUCCGUCUACGCUACAAAUUACUUCAGUAUAAUUUAUGUGGCUCAGGAGUAUGAAUAAUUCACACCCCUGAGCGAUGUAAGUUAUAUCGACCUAAGCACCAGUGUGGAUAGCGCUAUGUUAGCGGGGGACCUUCUCCCACCUCUUGUGGAGGUGGAUUUAUUAAGCCCAUGGGAGAGCUCUCUCCUGUUGGCUUUAGAGUGUCUUCACCCGAAGUGUUACAGCAGCACAGCUGCAUCUGUGCAGCUGCAUCGUUACAGCUGCUGCAAUGUAGACCUAGCCCCAGGGUGUGUUUUUUUUCCACAUCCCCGAGCUACAAAAUGUUACAGACGAAAGUGCAGUGUAGACAUAGCCUUAGUACCUUUCCCAGACCUGAAGAACUCUGUGCAGCUUGAAAGCUUCUCUCUCACCAACUGAAGUUGGUCCAAUAAACAAUAUUACCUCAUCCACCUUGUUUCUCUAAUAUCCUGGGACCAACAAGGUUACAACACCACUGCCUUCAGCUUCUUAUGUGACAGUUUGGCUCGAAGGGUUAUCCUUUCUUCAUUAGCCCAGAAGCAUUAGAAUAAGGGGAAGAAAUAUGUCAGUACAACCGCUAAGAAAUUUUGUAAAUGACGACGAUGUUGAUAAUGCAAAUAAAUUUGGCCACAUUUGUUCAAGCCACUGAGAGACCCCCCAUAGGUUCCACUCCAGUUCUAAUCAACUUUACCAUUUUAGUACAACCUCUUAGAAACAUCAAGAUUGGAGGUGGGCAGCUUUUCGUUUACAUAACAGCACAUACUCCUUGCUGUGCUGCAUGACAUGCCAGAAAUCCCCUCUAUGCAUGUUCCAUACAUGGAGCUAUAAUCAUACAGAACUGAUACAGUUCAAAAGCUGCCAUUUUGAUACAGCCUAUUUUCACACCUCCAGUGGGCUUCUUACUAGCAACUGAACUUUCAGAAAAUCUGGAGCAGUAACAAUGUAUUAAAGAGGAAAGUGAUUAGGGUGCAGAGAAGAGGGAAGUUCAGUAUUUGGGGAAUUGGACACAUGGCACUUCUACUGGUUUUACUGAGAGCUGUGAACACUUCCUGCCUGCUCCUGGGUGGGAGACACCUCACAAACCCUCACAUCUCACUUCCCCGCCCCAUUUAUGAGAAAUGAUCAGAUUUGCCAUUUAUGUGUUAAAAUUCAGGAAGUAAAAAUAACCCAUUUUUCUCCUUUUGAUAUUAGAAUCCCUUCUGUGGACGUUACAUGCGUUUGUCGUCGUAUUUGUGCAUGGUACAAGUGAUAACACUGCUUAAUACAGUGAGCAAUAAGAACUAGGUAUUAUCCACUUUCACGAUAAACCUCCCACAUGCAAAAAAUAUCCCCAAGGCAAUAGAAUAUAUUUCCGUUUAGUUUUGCCCAGUAUGUUUUAUGGUGUGAAAUACUAAUUAUGAAUAUUUUGUUGAUUGUCUUUAGAUAAAUGGAAAGAGCCAAAAGUCAAAUUCUGUCCUGAUUUCAUAAGGUGGCCUGAACUAGCCACGUGCUGAUUCUCCUUUUUAUCAGACCCUUAUUUAAACAAGGAAACAAAAAGGUUCAUAUUGAAAAACUGUUCAGGUAAAGGUAGCUAAGGGGACACUCCAACCAUGAAUCCUACCCCUCAGCGACAUUUCCCUUCAACUGGUACCACUUUUUCACUGAACAUCUGUUUUAGGUUGUAGGGUAGGUACCAAGCUUGCAGAAAAUCUGCAUGCCCAUUUAAGAAGCACUGGUCCCUUGAGGCUGGGUGACAAUGAAUUUGAGCGAUUUCAGUAAAUAUGGGAAUACUGUAAUGCAUCUAUUCUGCCAUGUUGUCCAGAAAGGCUGUACAUGUGUAUUGUGAACUGGGCCCUUAUGUUGCAGAGAUCUUGCAAAAGAACUUUGAAGAUGGUAACUCAAGGAGGACUAGUCAGCUAGGACCCUUCUCCCAUGCAGCAGCUCUUUAGCACUCACUCUCCUUGUAUGCAGUAUUAGCCAUGUUUGGCCUAUAUGGACUUUUUUGUAAAUUAAAACUCUGUUUCCAGACAACAUUAAACAUUUUAUAUUACAAAAUUUACCAUGUAAAAAGAAUUUCAUAUUUUUAUUGAAAUUGCUAGGGCAUUUGGCCUUCUUUCUUUGUGAUUUCAGUGUCUAUUAAAGCAUGAGUUCUCUCAGUA
Malaclemys terrapin pileata is the source of this 13432-nucleotide messenger RNA. It is a transcript of the gene TTC28, whose product is annotated as tetratricopeptide repeat domain 28. The record is from RefSeq and is a predicted model, not a curated record. Gene Ontology annotation, molecular function: protein binding. NCBI's taxonomy places the organism in Eukaryota, Metazoa, Chordata, Testudines, Emydidae. The coding region runs from base 889 to 7833 and encodes 2314 amino acids. The transcript is spliced from 23 exons.